Aspergillus wentii DTO 134E9 is the source of this 1350-nucleotide messenger RNA. RefSeq names its product putative proline utilization protein PrnX-like. NCBI's taxonomy places the organism in Eukaryota, Fungi, Ascomycota, Eurotiomycetes, Eurotiales, Aspergillaceae. The transcript is spliced from 2 exons. Gene Ontology annotation, cellular component: cytoplasm. The record is from RefSeq and is a predicted model, not a curated record. The coding region runs from base 181 to 1350 and encodes 389 amino acids.
CAUAAAGGUACUUUCAACUUGUCUUUGGUCUAUAUAACCAUUCACUGAUCCUCGUGGUAGGCUGAGCUUAUCUGACCUCAAUCACACUUACUUGAUCCGUCUUUCUUCUUCCCCUCUCUUCUCCAACUUACUACCACACACUCUUUUAUUUUCAACUCAACACAUACCAUACAGCCUCUCAUGCCAUUGACCAUCCUCUCCCACGGGCAGCUUAGCUCUUUGCUGCUGUCGCUGACCCGCGACGAAAUCACCUCUCUGCAGCAGAACCUUGCAGACGCCCUCCGUGAUUAUUCGACCGGUAGCCAGGAACAGGGCUGUGCCGCGUCCUAUCAACCCCGAAGAACUGCCAUCACUCGCCAGAAUGGCUGUACUACACUUUUUAUGCCGGCUAGUACCGGUCAGACAAUUGGAAUGAAGAUGAUCUCGCUGCAGGAUGGAGACAAGGCUGGCUGCGCCACGGAUUCUGGCUUUGAGAUCCCCGAGGGCGAAAAUGUAACCUUGCUGGAUGGGGACAGUUUGCCAUUUGGACUGCUUAAUGCACAUGAGCUGACGCCCUUCCGCACCGCGCUCGCUUCGACUAUGCUGUUCAAUAAACGCCAACGUGUGCGAACGGUGGUUGUUUUUGGAGCUGGUAAGCAGGCGUAUUGGCACAUUCGACUCGCCCUGACGCUGCGUGGACCCGAUAUUCAUAAAGUCUACAUCAUCAACCGCUCCUUUGAACGGGCGGCUGAACUACUCAAGGAUAUCUAUGCCGCUGAAAAUUCCAGCUGGCGCGGCGACGUCAAGUUCUCUGCCGUUAGCAGCGACUUUGUCGAAUACCCACGUCUCCUGAACCAUGCAAUCCACAAGGCCGACGCUAUCUUCUGCUGCACUCCUUCGAUCGAGCCGCUGUUCCCUGCGGAGCUCCUCACCUCGCGCGAAGGCCGACAGAAGGGCCGCCUGGUCAGCGCGAUCGGAUCAUACAAAUCGCACAUGACCGAGUUGCACCCGGAUAUCCUGCGCGACGAGGUCACUGUGCACUCUUCCCAUCGUCACUUCCACAAGCACACCAAGCGCAGUGGUGUCGUGGUUGUCGACAGUCUUGAUGGAGCCCUGAAGGAGGCGGGCGAGAUUAUCCAGGCGGGAGUCAAGCCGAGCCAGGUGGUCGAAUUGGGCGAGCUUCUAAUGGUACGAAAAGAGUCUCAGGCAGGGGACGACGACGAAGAUGCGAAGAGCCUGCGCGAGUGGGUGCAGCGGGGCAAUGUAAUCUUCAAAAGCGUGGGGUUGGGCUUGAUGGACUUGGUGACAGGAGGCGAUCUCGUUCGACUGGCAAGAGAAAGAAACGUCGGGACCACUGUGGAGGACUUUUAA